Messenger RNA from Prunus armeniaca (apricot), 810 nucleotides. NCBI's taxonomy places the organism in Eukaryota, Viridiplantae, Streptophyta, Magnoliopsida, Rosales, Rosaceae. The record is from the annotation of a GenBank genome assembly.
AUGAAUGGAGCGCAAGCGAGAAUAUGGACUGACAAAUGGAUUACUAACAUAAAAGGAGGUGCUUUGUGUCCUGCUCCGAGUGCCUUUAUGGAUAGAAAUGCUACUGUAGAAACUAUUAUUGAUUGGAAUUCAAGAACGUGGAAACUGGAUUUAAUCCGGCCUCUAUUAUCGACUGAAGAGGCUUUGGCCAUUCAACGGAUCCCUAUCGAAAGCAGCUUGGAGGUGGAUCGCUUGGUGUGGCCGGAUGAGAAAAAUGGAAAAUACUCGCAAACCCUCAAGGCCAUUUUCGACCAGGUAAAUGAAAGAUUCUCUCUAAAGCACUUAAUCACCUUUUCCACCACAAGAUCAGUUCAUCCCUCUACCCAAGCUUCUUGGGCAGCCCCUUCUAAGCCUUUUGUCAAAAUAAAUGUUGAUGCCGCUUGGAGGAAAAGCACUUGUCGUGCGGGGGCUGGCAUAAUUAUUCGAAAUUUUGAAGGGAGAUUUCUUGGGGCCAAAUCUGUGGAUUUUCAAGCGGAGAAUGCUCUUAUAGCUGAGGCAACUGCGUUAUGGGAGGACUACAAAUUUGCUAAGGAGCGUGGUCACAACAUGGUUUGUUUCGAGUCAGACUCUUUAGAGCUUAUCAAAAGUGUUCGUGACUCUUUUGGUCGAGGGAGUUGGACUUUGUACCCAAUUCUUACCCUCAUCCGUGAUGAGCAACGAUAUUUUGAAGGGUGCAAGUGGAAUUGGACCACCAGGAAUUGUAAUCAAGCGGCGGAUCAUCUUGCGUUGCUGGCACUAUCGAGGAGGAGUAUGGAAGUUUGGGUUGAAUGA